Sitodiplosis mosellana (orange wheat blossom midge) is the source of this 5143-nucleotide messenger RNA. RefSeq lists its product as uncharacterized. Gene Ontology annotation, molecular function: transcription regulator activity. Gene Ontology annotation, cellular component: nucleus. The record is from RefSeq and is a predicted model, not a curated record. The transcript has 4 exons. Lineage: Eukaryota; Metazoa; Arthropoda; Insecta; Diptera; Cecidomyiidae. The coding region runs from base 1075 to 3108 and encodes 677 amino acids.
ACUGUUACUCUAAAUCUUUGUCGAUUUGAUGUGUUGCGUCCGUUUGCUGCCGUUGUUUCGUUUUCGGCUCUUUGUGGCACUGAAAGCAAUGCUCACAACGAAUGGAAAAAUCAGUAAGACCUGUGCACUGCAUGAUAUAGGUUCUGUUUUGUAGCGUGUGGCGAGCCAAACAGCGAUACAUUCGACAAACAAAUCAAAUGUUCGCUUUUUAUCAACAAAAAUUUGCAAAUAAAUGGCAAUUUAACCAGUUGACAGCAGAGGAACGAGACAUUCUAAAUGAAGAAAUCAAAACUAAUGAAAAUCACGCAAUAAAUUCGCAAAAAAAGACGAAUUUGAAUCGGAUCGAAAGGGUCGAUCAACAACGAGCAUACAUUUUGGAGGCAAAAUAUUUGGACCAAGUGUUGAACUGUGAAAGUGAUGAAUUGAUUGAGAAAAAGUUUGAAAGCAUCACAACAAAUCCACUAAAGCAAUGUGAAAUGUAACGAAACGCAAUAUAGACAGUAAAUUUCUGAAGAAAUGAUCGAAUAACGAAUGACUUGUGUACAAAACGUUUGAUCCAAAAGAGACAAGACAGUUUUGGUGAAUUGACAGUUGACUUAAGAGCCUGGGAAAUAGUGAAUAAAACAGGCAGAAAAACCACGAAAAAAUGUGAAUUGACAAAGCUGACAAUAAGAUUGAGUUCAGCUGAGAACAGAAGAUACUGAUGAAGACAGAAUCGUGACUUGUGUGAAAAGUGUCAAAGCCAAAAGACUAAGUGUUAACACUAAAGGUUUCAUUCGAAGUUCAAACAGCCAAGUUUCUAUCGAUAAAAUCAUAAGCCAGUGCACAGAUCUAAUUUCAAGUGUAAGAACUAAACUUUAAAAACAAUCAUACAGAUUUUGAAUCAAGCGACCAGUGUUUCGCUGUCAAAAUUAAGCCGAACCGAAUUUUUCUUUUAAAAGCCCAAGAUUUUUCACGAAAAGGAGACACGAAAAUAAAGCCAAACCGAAAGCUUUUCGUCUUAUUUUCGUUUCGUGCAUACAUUUUAUUUCGCUUCGGUUAAAUAAACGAUGCUAACAACAAUUGAACAUCUGGAUGGAAACAGUUGCUCAUCAUUCAAUGAUUGAAUCGAAAGCUGACAUGAUGGGAUUACAGGCGACAUCAACGAAACGUAAAUACGACCAAACCGGCCUAGACGGUGUCGAUGAUCACCAGAAGACGGAAAAUACAUGCAACGAAAAUGCAGAAAUACGAAACCAAUGCACACCAGCUAAGACAAGUCGAUGGUCAACCAUGCAAUUGCAAUCGACGAGCGUGUCCUCGUCACCAAACACAACAACGGCGACCACCACUUCCAAUGGAGCCAUUCCGAGUGCUGAAGAGAGUAUCGCCAAAUUGGAAGCCGUCGCAAUGGCACUACCAUCAAUGGUGAUGCCACUAAACAGUAAUAUCAAUGGUAACGUUGUCGAUGGCAACGUCGUGGACGGCAAUUCCAUUUGGAGAGAUUCGGAUAGUACGCGUUCAACGCUAGCCACAACGCUGUUGAGUUCCGAUUUGGAAGACGACGAUGACUUUGAAGAGGAUGAUUUUGAUGAAGAUGACAGUAUUAUACCAUGCUAUUCACCGCUGAGGUAUCCAUGCACAACGAAUAUGUCGAGGAAUGGUUAUAUGUCGGGUGGUGGUGCCUAUCAAAAGCCAAACUACUACUCCGAACCAUAUCCACAGCAGAAUUGCUCGCGAACACCGUACAAUGGUUCACAAUAUGGCAACCGAUCGCUUCCAAUGAGUCCACAUCCAUACGGAUGGUCUCAGCACAAUCCACAUCAUCCAAACUAUUAUGGGCCGUCGAUUGAAGUGGGCAGCGAGCAGCAAACAAUUCGAUGCGCUGAAAAUGGUAAAUCGUACCUGGAACUAGGCAGCAGCAAUUAUAUAAACGGCGAUAGCAGGCAUCUGAAACGGUGUUGUGAUGGUCGCAGCGGCAUGUGGUGCAAUAAUAAUAAGCAAUGCUACAGAGAACGAAGACUAAAAAUGCGCAAUCUCUCCAUGUUUAAGCUGUCAAGGUUUAGACAGAUCUCCGAACAAUCUCUGUACCGUUCUGUAUUGAUAUGCAAUACGCUAAAGUACAUCGAUCGCGAAAUUGAGCAAGAAAACAAAGAUUCGGCGAACCAACAGGCCGAAUUCCAUGCUCAACAUCACUAUACUCAAUUGCGUCUGGGCAACAAUAAUAAUAACAAUAACUCGUGCGGCGACAUGAUCCAACAAAUGCAGCAUCAUCCGCAGCAGCCACCGCCACCAAUGUCAUCGCCCGUUAACAAUCGCAAUCCAACGUGGACCAAUACAGUCGACAACAGCAAUUCACCCAGUGUGCAACAGCAACAGCAGCAACAGCAGCAGCAGCAGCAGCAGCAGCAGCAGCAACAACAAUCAAACAUGAGCGUUUUACAAGCGCAACAGCGGCAACAGCAGCAGCAACAGCCACCGCUGCCGCCACAAUCUCAACAAACGCAACACAUUCAACAGCAACAACAACAAACUCCGUAUUCAACCACAAGUGAUAUCAAUAGCAAUAAUUACCUUCAGCCAUACAAUCGAACACCAACACCGAUCGUCACAACAAUAGUGUCGUUCAAUGAAACCCUUCCGCCAUACGAUCAUCAUCCGUUGCGCGAUUGCAAUGGUCGAGCCACCCCAUACCCAGGCACCAGUCUACCCGAUACGGAUUCUGGCUACGGCGACGAAGAGAAACCCAUCAACUGGAGCAAUGUGCUGAGCCUAUCGUCACAAUCAGCGCUUGAUCCGUUGAUCAAUACAAAUACCGAGACAAAUACGAGUACAAAUGUUGAAACAACCACAAUUACUUCAUUGACGUCAUCCAGUUUGAGUCUUUCCUCACAAUCUUCGUCUUCGGUCACGACAACCGCCAGCCUAACACCACAAUUCACUAGCCUAACACCAGUCACACCAUCACUAACCAAUAUCACGCCAAGCCAACCAUCCACCUGGGAAUAUAAUUUCGAUAUGGAUCUCGGUCUUGGCGCCGAACUCACCGAAUUACUUCCCAUGGAACCGACGAAAAUUGUCGAAAACGAAAUGGACUCACUAACAGCGCUGAUGGUUGGCGGCAGCUAAUAAUUAAACCAGAAACGUCGCGAAACAAUUUGAUUUGAAUUCGAGUGGAUUGAAUUCGAAUCUUAACGGUUCGAGCGGUGCUUCUAAAGCAACGUUUCACCAAAACGGUUUCGUCAAUGAUUAAAGCGUGUGCCGUUCGCCGUGAGCUGUGGCACUCACUUACGAGUUGCUGCCAGCAAUUCUGUCGAUCUCCAUGAACAAAAUGAAUAAGAAAAGUAUUAACACAAGCAAACACAAUUGACCAAGAUCAAAAGCGGACAGAAUCGAACGGCCAGCAAUCAUUGACAAAUCCUGCUCAGGUUGUGAUGGCUGUGCUAUGAGUGUCUAUUCAAAAUGCAAUUCGCCCGAAAUCUCCCCGAUUCUUCGGGACGAAUUUGAUGUCGACAAAACAGAAAACUUUUAGUUGUUAUUUCUACUAGAUAAUAAUAAUGAACGCACAUUCUUCAAACGGGAUUUAAUUCAAAUGAAGAUUCAAGUCUCUCCUUCACCACAUGAAAAUGUAUCUCGUUUCGAAUUUCACACAGAUCUAAAUAUUAAACCACGGAUUUUGUUAAAUUUGUUGCAAAAAAAAAAAAAAUCAAAUUCUUUGUUACAAUCGCAAAAAAGAGAAAAUAUUUCUUGUUAUUUAUUUUGACAGAAAAUUUUUUCCGUUGUCUUAAGUUUUAAAUCGAUUUUUUUUUAGUUGGGAUUUUUUUUGUUCGUUAAACGUUGGACAUAAAUCUUGUCACUGAAUGCCAUUCGUUCCCGAUAGCGGGUCAGAACACUUCGAAUUCACUGCCGAUUUAUGUUUUUUAUGUUUGAAACGUUUACUAAUUGCUUUUAAGUCCACGACGAUUUUCCUAUGUUAGUUAAAAGCGCUAAACAAAUGCACAAACAUCACGAGCAUCUCUUUCUUUUGGAGAAAUGAUCGAAACAGUCUGUGAUGAUAUCACUAUGGAAAACAGACUUUGCACAGUUAAGAAAAACGCUUCCGAUCAACAAUGAGGGGGAAAAAGUGUUUGAAAUUAGAACGAAUCAUCACAUCGACUCACUUUUUGUUUGUGCAAAUGUUUACGAGACACGAAUUUAUUUGCUUUAAUUUUUUUUUAUCGAGGAGAAAUUAGUUUUUUCCUCCCCAGUUUCUUUUCGUACUGAAUGUGAGACGAGAGAGAGAGAGAGAGAGAGAGAGAGAAUAGAGAGAUAUUUGAGAAGUGUGUCCGAGACACGCUCACUUUUUACUAUGUGCCGCAUUAUUUUAGUAAUAACUGAACAAUCGACAUACAAAAUACACACACAUAAAACGUAAAGAGAAACAAAAAAUCCACAAUUAAUUUAUUUGCUAGAACGUUAAAUUGAAGCAUCCAGAAAUUAAGCAAACAAGUAAAAAACCCUAUGAAUUAAACUAAAAAUGAAAUUAUUAUUAAAACAAAAAAAACAACUAUUGUGUAUAUUAUAUUUUAUUUACAUUUUACUUCUAACUACUUAAUCAAUGUGCAAAUGUGCAUGCAUAAGGGACAGCUACUCAUAAAUUAUGUAACUUUUACUAUUUAGACAUAUUUCUUGUACAUAGCAUUGUCUUAUUGAGCAGUUUCAUUGUAAAUUCACUUGAAGAGAGAAAAACAAACAAACAAAAAUGGCGCAAGUCAAAAUUUACAAUUCACAACAAUAAAAUAAAGAAAAAAAAAAUCUUAAAAAUAAAAUCAAACUGGCAAUUUUCAUCUACUAUUCAAAAUGAUCAAUGACAACUUAGCAGAAACAAUUAUAUCGAUGAUACAAUUCGUUGCGCUUCUUUUCCUUUUUUCUAAAUAGCUCGAAUUUUAGACAAAAAUAAAACCUUAAAUUUAAAUAAAGCCCUAACUCAUCAAAAUGGUCACUAAAUAGUUCACAUUGACACAAAUUUCAAAUAGUGAAAAUUGAAACGAAAAAAAAAACAUAUUUUUUAUCAACAAAAUCACAAACGACGAACAAAUUACAAUUUAUAUAUUUACAAAUUUGAAACUAAAUUUAAAGUAAAACGUAAACAAAAUUAAAGUGAGACAAACAACAACAACAAAAA